Volvox carteri f. nagariensis is the source of this 4188-nucleotide messenger RNA. RefSeq lists its product as uncharacterized. The record is from RefSeq and is a predicted model, not a curated record. The coding region runs from base 1 to 4188 and encodes 1395 amino acids. Gene Ontology annotation, molecular function: protein binding. Lineage: Eukaryota; Viridiplantae; Chlorophyta; Chlorophyceae; Chlamydomonadales; Volvocaceae. The transcript has 16 exons.
AUGGCUGGCGAGAAAUGUCUAACCUUUUGUGCAGCUGUGGCCUUCUUGACUAUAUAUCAUGGCAUGAUAACCGGAUCGCUUGCGCAAGACGGAGGUUUAUCCGGCGAUGUCAGCACGGGCGUCGCGGCAGUUUGUGGUACCUGCACGAUCGACUACACGCCAGUUUGCGGCGAGGACAACAACACCUAUUCAAACAACUGCUAUGCUGAAUGCCUUCUUGGCCAGGGAUCAUGGACUCCGGGUCGAUGUCCGCAUGAGCUGAAUCCGGUCGCAGGGUGUAUCGGCACCGCUAAAUGUGCGAAUAACCCGUGCGAGCAGCGAUGGCCUAGUACGUGCCAGAAUCGCCUGCCUGCGGACGCGGUCUGUUUUUUGAACGCCUGUUCCGGCAUCGAGUACCAAGGACAAUUGUUGGUGCCGUGUGCGCCUCUAUGGGUCGACCCUGCCACUAAGCGUGUCAUUCGCUGCAACGACACAGAGACACAGCCGUGCAAGUGUUCACGGGAAUACAACCCAGUUUGCGGCAGCGAUCGCGUCACUUAUGCCAACAACUGCACAGCUGCUUGUGCUCUUGGCCAGGACGGCAUCUGGACGGAGGGCGAAUGCAAGGCGUCCUGUAUUUGCACCAAGGAGUAUAGACCCGUGUGUGGUAGCGACGGCAGGACGUAUGGCAACAAGUGCAUGGCAGCCUGUGAGCUAGGGACUAACGGCACAUGGACAGAGGGAGCGUGCAGGUCUCCACCACCGCCUUCUUGCAAGUGUUCACGGGAAUACAAUCCAGUUUGCGGAAGUGAUGGCGUCACUUAUGCCAACAACUGCACAGCUGCUUGUGCUCUUGGCCAGGGCGGCACCUGGACAGAGGGCGAGUGCAAGGCGCCCUGUAUUUGCACCGAGGAGUAUAGACCCGUGUGUGGUAGCGACGGCAGGACGUAUGGCAACAAGUGCAUGGCAGCCUGUGAGCUAGGGACUAACGGCACAUGGACAGAGGGAGCGUGCAGGUCUCCACCACCGCCUUCUUGCAAGUGUUCACGGGAAUACAAUCCAGUUUGCGGAAGUGAUGGCGUCACUUAUGCCAACAACUGCACAGCUGCUUGUGCUCUUGGCCAGGGCGGCACCUGGACAGAGGGCGAGUGCAAGGCGCCCUGUAUUUGCACCGAGGAGUAUAGACCCGUGUGUGGUAGCGACGGCAGGACGUAUGGCAACAAGUGCAUGGCAGCCUGUGAGCUAGGGACUAACGGCACAUGGACAGAGGGAGCGUGCCAGGUCCCACCAGCCCUUUUGCAGGCGUCACACCCGUGCCUCGGAAACGUGAAGUGCAAGCGCAAUACGUGCAGCGACGUAUGCGCCAACGUGCCGUCCGGCGCCGUAUGCUUUCAGAACACGUGCACGGGCCAGAGUCUAAAUGGAGAGCCUGUGGAUCCGUGCGCGGCGGUGUGGGUCGACCCGGACACCGGAAAGGCAGUCGUGUGCCCGUUCGAGGCCAUCAAGCCCAACAUCAGCUGCUUUUCCAACGAGACAGUGCAGUGCUUUGUCGACCCCUGUGCCGUCAGCUCUUGUCCAGCCGACCCCACGGCGGGCUGCAUAGCGAACUACUGUGCGAUUGGUACGAUUGGCGACCGACUCAUUGGGCCCUGCGAGGCGGUGUAUGUGGAUUCGGAUGGCAACCCCGUGGAUUGCACGGCUGUCGACUCUGAGCCAGCCAUUACCUGCCCCAAGGGCAAGACGGUACAGUGUUUCGCAGACCCCUGCGCCGUCAGCUCCUGCCCAGCCAACCCCAGCGCCCGAUGCCUAGCCAGCUACUGCUCGGAGGGCACGUUCCAGGGCCAGCCCGUUGGCCCCUGCGAGGCGGUGUACGUGGAUUCGGAGGGCAACCGCGUCAACUGCACGGCACCGUUUGAGGACUGUAUUUGCACCAUGCAGUACGACCCCGUCUGUGGCACCAAUAACCGGACGUACGGCAACGCGUGCGAGGCUGCCUGUGCGAAACAGGAAGUCGCGUACAACGGUCCUUGCAUGUCCCUCCCCAGCUGCCCCAAGGGCAAGACGGUACAGUGUUUCGCAGACCCCUGCGCCGUCAGCUCCUGCCCAGCCAACCCCAGCGCCCGAUGCCUAGCCAGCUACUGCUCGGAGGGCACGUUCCAGGGCCAGCCCGUUGGCCCCUGCGAGGCGGUGUACGUGGAUUCGGAGGGCAACCGCGUCAACUGCACGACAUCGGUUGAUGAUGUUUACGCAUGUGCACCUAACUCUCCUCUGUUCAAGUGCAAUACGCCGCUCCCAUGUGAGAACGCCACCUGCCCCAGCAACCCCGGCGCCAAGUGCAUCGUCAAGCCCUGCAUUGGCACCUAUCGCGGCAUCAACCUGCCCCCUUGCGCGCCCAUCUGGGUAACGAAUGACACGAACGAGCUGGUGUAUACUUGCGGCGCCGUUGCACUGGCCGACACAAUAUGUCCAGCGAGCAAUGCGAAGGUCAGAUGCUCUACGGACCCAUGCUCUGUACCGGCGCCGCCGGGCUGUUCUGGUGCCACUGAGGCAGGCGCCGUCUGCACGGCCGUAUCGUGCAUUGGCGGCGCCCUUCGCGAUGGCACGCCGGUCCGGCCUUGCAGCGCCGUGUGGCGCCAGGCCAACGGCACCCUGUCGGUGUGUAACAGCAAUACCCCAUAUAUCCGGCCGGACUGCAUCUGCCCCGCCCUAUGGCGGCCAGUGUGCACGACGAAGGGUUUCAUGUUUGACAAUCCCUGCAGCGCAAGCUGCCCCAAGGGCAAGACGGUACAGUGUUUCGCAGACCCCUGCGCCGUCAGCUCCUGCCCAGCCAACCCCAGCGCCCGAUGCCUUGCCAGCUACUGCUCGGAGGGCACGUUCCAGGGCCAGCCCGUUGGCCCCUGCGAGGCGGUGUACGUGGAUUCGGAGGGCAACCGCGUCAACUGCACGGCACCGUUUGAGGACUGUAUUUGCACCAUGCAGUACGACCCCGUCUGUGGCACCAAUAACCGGACGUACGGCAACGCGUGCGAGGCUGCCUGUGCGAAACAGGAAGUUGCGUACAACGGUCCUUGCGUGUCCCUCCCCAGCUGCCCCAAGGGCAAGACGGUGGAGUGUUUCGCAGACCCCUGCGCUGUCAGCUCCUGCCCAGCCAACCCCAGCGCCCGAUGCCUUGCCAGCUACUGCUCGGAGGGCACGUUCCAGGGCCAGCCCGUUGGCCCCUGCGAGGCGGUGUACGUGGAUUCGGAGGGCAACCGCGUCAACUGCACGGCACCGUUUGAGGACUGUAUUUGCACCAUGCAGUACGACCCCGUCUGUGGCACCAAUAACCGGACGUACGGCAACGCGUGCGAGGCUGCCUGUGCGAAACAGGAAGUUGCGUACACCGGUCCUUGCAUGUCCCUCCCCAGCUGCCCCAAGGGCAAGACGGUGGAGUGUUUCGCAGACCCCUGCGCUGUCAGCUCCUGCCCAGCCAACCCCAGCGCCCGAUGCCUUGCCAGCUACUGCUCGGAGGGCACGUUCCAGGGCCAGCCCGUUGGCCCCUGCGAGGCGGUGUACGUGGAUUCGGAGGGCAACCGCGUCAACUGCACGGCACCGUUUGAGAGCAUCUAUUCCUGCUCGCCAAACUCGCCCCGCUUCCUGUGCAAGUCUCCGUCUCCGUGUGCGAACGCCACCUGCCCUGCUUUCGCCAACGCCGAGUGCAUAGUCAAGCCUUGCACUAGUACAUACCAUGGUGUUGACUUGCCGGCUUGCUCGGCCAUUUGGUACGAUCCCAUUAUGGACAAGCUGGUGGACGCUGACUCGUGUGAAGGGGCCGCGUUUAAAGAUUGCCAGUGCCCUUACACAUACGACCCCGUCUGUGGCAAGUUUAACCGUACGUACCGGACGUUCCCGAGCAGCUGCGCUGCGACGUGUGCGGGCGUGACCACAAUCCAGAAGACCGGCAAGUGCCAACACUGCAACGGUCAGGAGUGCACCAUUGGCAAGCUGAAUGACUAUUGUAUGCUGCAAGCGCCCAGCGAGACGCAAUGCUGGUCCGUCAAGUACGAGUGCCAGUCAAUCCGGGGCGGCCCCGCCGAUGGCUUCAUUGGUAGCUGCCUUCCCAAGGCCAACAUCAGUAGCCCGGCUGCAAAGAAAGUUGCGCCAACGGUCGCCACUCCCUCCAAUCGCCGCCGGCAUCGCCACUUGCUGGAGGCAAGCGAAGACGUUUAG